AUGGUUGCGGGUAACGACACGGAGAGCCACUCCAAUGGAGUGAGCGGCCACACCAACGGUGUGCAGCUACCAGCGCUGUCGACAUCCGCCGAGGACUUUCUCCGCCACAACUACGACUAUAUUAUCAUCGGGGGUGGCACCGCCGGCCUCGCAAUUGCAGCUCGCCUAACAGAGAAUCCUGAUGUCUCAGUCGGUGUCCUCGAAGCCGGAGGCAACAAGCUUGGGGACAUUAUGGUCGACUGCCCGGCCAUGACCCUUCAGACGUUCUCGAACCCAGACUACGACUGGAAGUUCAAGACCGUGCCGCAGAAACAUAACAAAGAAAAGAUACACCACGUUAUUAGAGGCAAGGCGCUUGGCGGUAGCAGUGCGAUUAAUCAUAUGAUGUACGUUCGCGGGUCGCUGCAGGAUUACGAUGACUGGGCGACGAUUGCGGACGAUCCCUCAUGGGGCGCGGAAUCGAUGAAGUACUACAUGCGGAGACAUCAAACCCUUGAGCCCAUCGACGAGAAGGUUGUUGAUCGCGCAACCAUGCCUUUCGUCGGCGAGCAUCAUGGCACCUCUGGGCCCGUGAGAACGUCCUUCAAUGAGUCCUUCUUGCCGAUCGAGCACGACUUCAUCAAGGCUUGUGAUGAAGUCACGGGCAUGUCGAAGAAACCAACCGAUCCCUGGAGUGGUGAUCACAUUGGCUUCUUCAACACUCUUGGUGCCGUCUGCCGUACUGGACCCAACAAGGGCAAGCGAGCGUAUGCUGCGCGAGGCUACUUCGCUGCGAACGCCGAGCGCCCGAACCUUCAUGUGCUAUGCAACGCUCCCGUUACUUCGAUCGAGCUUGACGGCGACAGAGCUACCGGCGUCAAGUUCACCUUUGAAGGAAGCAAGCAGAAGGUCCGGAUGAGCAGGGAGGUCAUAGUAUGCUGCGGCGUUCUGCAAUCGCCACAGAUCCUCGAACUAUCCGGCAUCGGUGACCCAGAUGUGCUCCAAGCCGCCGGUGUGGAGUGUAAGAUCCAGAACAAAGCGGUCGGUGCCAACUUCCAAGACCAUGCCACCAGUGGCCUCUGCUGGGAAGUCAACCAAGGCAACCCAACACUCGAAAUAAUCUACGACCCCUCAGUCAUGGAAGCAGCGCAAAAGCAGAUGAUGGAGCACGGCAACGGACCACUGACAAACAUCAUCAGCACGCAAGGUUUCUUCCCAUACAAGCUCUUCGCUUCGGAGAGCGAGCAAGCCAGUACGGUCAAAUCAAUCGAAGACAGUCUGGACACCGUCACACCGUUCCAGCGAAAGCAGUACGAGCGGAUCAUCGCGCACCUCAAAGACAACAAGUCGGCUAACCUCCAGAUGCUCUUGAUCCCGUCUACCGCGGGCCCUGAGAAGGGGGCUCAGGACCAAGCCUACUUGUUCCCGCCUCAUACGCCCGGGACGCCGAUGGGGAUUACGGCAGUGGUUUGCUUGCAGUACCCGGUCAGCAGAGGGACUGUGCAUAUCACUUCGUCAGAUCCUAAUGAGCACCCGAGGAUUGACCCGGCGUUCUUGAGCCAUCCGGCUGAUGCUGCUGUGUUGGCGGCGGGGCUAAAGAUGACCGACCAAGUCGGAAAGUCGAAACACCUCGCCGACAAGAUCUCCAAGCGCCUCUUCCCCUCCCCCGAAACAAACCUCCAAGACACGAAGCAAGCCACCGAAGCCGUGCAUGACUUCGUCCUUAGCGAGUACCACCCCUGCGGCAGCGUUGCGCUCGGAGACGCUAUUGAUACCAAGCUUGUGGUCAAGGGCACGAAGAAUGUCAGAGUCGCGGAUGCUUCUAUCUUCCCAAAUCAUGUGUCUGGGAACAUUGUGUCGAGCGUGUAUGCCGUUGCGGAGAAAGCUGCUGAUAUCAUCAAGGCGGACUGGGAUUACGCUGCUCUGGCCAAGGCGACAGCUGGUUGA
Molecule: messenger RNA, 1926 nt
Organism: Saxophila tyrrhenica
Lineage: Eukaryota; Fungi; Ascomycota; Dothideomycetes; Mycosphaerellales; Extremaceae
Exons: 6
Coding region: 1-1926 (641 amino acids)
Molecular function (GO): flavin adenine dinucleotide binding; oxidoreductase activity, acting on CH-OH group of donors
Source: RefSeq, a predicted model, not a curated record